CGGAUACGGAUGUCGCAGCCUACUUUAAACUCCAGCUUUUCAGGAAUGAGUUUCACUAGUAUGAAAGGUCAUCGUUUGUCUUACUCAAGUCUCAGGACCUCUGGUGAUAAUAGUAUUAAUCUACCACCCCAAGAGGAACGUCUCUCAAUACCUAAUGUUUACUCAAUGCAACUUGGUGACAAUGUCAAGUACUACGGUGGACAUCGUGGCUCGCGUCUCUCUCAACCUGAUAUUCGUCGGAUGCUAAGAGCGCCUGAUCCAAAUAAACGUGAGCGGCUUUCACAACCUACUUUAGUAACGGGUGAUUACUAUCCACCACGUAUGCAGCAUCAGAGGUUAUCACAGCCUUGUUUAUUGACCACUUGGAAUGAGAAACCUGUUGGAUUAUUGUCUCCUAUUAAACAAAAACGUUUUGGCCCGGCGGUUAAAAUUAGUCAACGUGAAAGAUUGUCUCAGCUAGACUUUGGAGCAAGAUUUCAUCAUAAAGAGACUAAAACUAAUCGUGAUCGGUUUUCAAUACCUGAACUAGAGACGCAGAAUGAUUUAAAACUUAUUGCUGGGUCUCCAAAGCAACGGUUUAGUCUUGACAGUCAAUUGAAUCCGGAUAACCGUGUACGAAGAUUGUUGCCAAUAGCCAGUUCUCCAAUUUUCGAACAUGGAUUUGGCAAAGACGGUAAAAAUGGACAUUUACACACUGAAGGACUAGAGAAUGUAAUUGUUGCUACAGCAACUCCUCUGAUGCCUCCAGCAGAUCGACAAUUUCUUGCGCCUAUUCUGAAAACUCCAAUCGGUCCUUUACCUAAUCUACCAAUUCCUUUGGUAACUCCUCCACGUGAGCGAAUGUCUGUGCCGGAAAUACGAAGUUCAAGUUUGAGAAGAUUGCUCGAUCCUCCUUCUAAACAACGACACAGCAUUGCUGGUCUACGUCAACCGUUGGUUCACCAAGAGACUAGCCAAGAAAAUGAAGAAAAAGACGGGGGAGUUGAUCCGGUAAAAAAACCGGUAAAAAUUGAACUAGAAAAAAUGGAUGAACAAGCUGAAAUAGAAGACACCAUUAUACAGCCUAAACAUAUUCAAAGACAUUUUUCGUAUACUUAUGAUACGAAAGACGAGCCUGCGGAAGUAAUAGGUAAGCUCAGUGUUGCAUUACCGAGAAAAAAGUAUUUAGAAAGUAAUUUCGAUGAGAACGAGCAAGUUAUUACGACAGUUAUUGAAACUGAGAUACCUAUGAUAUUAUCUAGUCCAAAGUAUAUGAAAAAAACUCAUGUAUACGCCAGCGAAGCGCCAAAGUGGAUGAAAAAAUGCCUCGAGAGUCCGAGUAAGAAACCUGAGACGGAAAAAAGUCACGUGUUGAAGCUUAAUAACCAACGCAAUACUCUAAAAACUAAUAAGAGUCCAGAUAAAAUAACUAAAAAGAAAACAACUUCACCUUCUAAAAGUGUUGCGCGCAAGUAUCCAGAUAUCAAGGAAAAUAUAAUGGAUGUUACGUCUUCAAUGACUUCAGUUAUCAUUGACGAGUGCAAAACAAGUCCCAAGGAUACUUGUGUAAGAAUUAAGUCAUCGGGAAAUGGAGAAAAUAAAUAUGAAGUUGCUAUUAAUUCAGAUUGGUCUGAAACGGAUAUUUGUAGAUUGUAUGGAAUCGAUUGCGAUACAGACAGUGAAGAUUCAACUUCAGUAUAAAAAUAUAAAUAUAUAUAUAUAUAAAUUAUGUGUAUAUUCACUUUGUUAAGUUUAAUUGUAUUUAUUUCUAAGGACCAAGACAUUGUUUCGACAAGACUUAUUUUGUGGACAGUGAAUACUUUUAAAACAAUUGUGUCCGGCUUAGAAAACUUACAUAGGAACCGAGCAAAUUUAUUAUUAUUAUUAUUAAUAAAUGUCUAUCAUUUUUAUAAAACGUCACUAAAGGUAUUGUUUAUAUAUAUAUAUAUAUAUUUAUUAACAAAAAAAAUUUAUGUGUACAUGAAAAUCAAAGAACCUACGAAAAUUCCGAAACAAACUAAAAAAAAUCGUAUUACUUCGGAUAUUUCCGUAGUUGUUCGGUUACCAACGGUUUAUUUUCCAAGCCGAAGACGAUAAAUGGCACAAAAAUAAUUGUUUCUUAUAUUUAUUUUAUUUAUCGACAGGCAUGUUUGGAAGCAUUUGAUUGUUUAAAUACAAAAGAUAUAGAUUUAAUAAUGUCGGCCAGCGUUAAAUGUAACUAUUUACAGUACGUAAAUAUUAUAACAAUAAUUUUUUGUCAGAAAAUUUUAUCAAAGACAAAGUUAUUUAAGUACAUAAUUUUUUGUUUAUAAUUACAAAAAACUAAUAAUAGAAAAAAAAAAUAUAUAUAUAAAUAUA
Messenger RNA from Microplitis demolitor, 2337 nucleotides. RefSeq lists its product as uncharacterized. The record is from RefSeq and is a predicted model, not a curated record. NCBI's taxonomy places the organism in Eukaryota, Metazoa, Arthropoda, Insecta, Hymenoptera, Braconidae. Bases 10 to 1680 code for a protein of 556 amino acids. The transcript has a single exon.